UUUUCUGAUAAUUUUACUUAUUCCUUCCACUAUAUAGGUUGGGUUACUGACUCCUCGAUACAUCAGCUAGAGCAUGAUAAAACAUACAUACCCUUUGCUUGUUAAGAUGUUAGAGGGAAAAGCAAUAGUGCGUGAGACGGAUAUGCCAAAGGAGAUGCAAAGCCAGGUCAUGGAGUUAGCUUACCAGGCUCUUGAUCUACAUGAAGUCUCCGAUUGCCAAUCUAUUGCUCAUCACAUUAAACAGAAAUUAGAUGAAGCUUAUGGACCAGCUUGGCACUGCGUGGUUGGCAAAGACUUCGGAUCUUGCAUUUCACAUCUAUGUGGGAGUUUCAUCUUUUUCUGUGUGGAAAUGAUGGAGUUCCUUGUCUUCAAGGAUGGCAAGGACUGGACAGAAAGCAAGGAAGAAGCCAUUGGAUUGCUGCAGAUAGUAGAAAAAAACUGAUUUACAGAAUCAUAUCUCUGCUGUGUAGUUUUUGUUAUACUUCAUACAAGCUCAGAACUACUACAAUAUAUUAUUUGAAAUUUUCAUCAA
Cornus florida is the source of this 532-nucleotide messenger RNA. RefSeq lists its product as uncharacterized. Lineage: Eukaryota; Viridiplantae; Streptophyta; Magnoliopsida; Cornales; Cornaceae. Gene Ontology annotation, cellular component: dynein complex. Gene Ontology annotation, biological process: microtubule-based process. The coding region runs from base 74 to 442 and encodes 122 amino acids. The record is from RefSeq and is a predicted model, not a curated record. Gene Ontology annotation, molecular function: dynein intermediate chain binding; dynein light intermediate chain binding. The transcript is spliced from 2 exons.